AACUUUUUGAACUUUUUCCGGACUCGACCAUGACUUCGCCCUCCCGUCCCCGCACACUCUCCGAAGGCAAAAGAGACAUUCUCACUUGUUCCAAAAAUGAUCUCAUCACGAAGGUCUUGGACCUCCAGGAAUCUCUUAUGGCGACUUUAAAUCGAGUAGAGACGGCGAGAAUUGAGCAUGCCCGGAUAGCAGGGGAGAAUACGCUACUGUUACAGUAUGUGAAUAAUCUUGUAAAUGCGACGGGAGCCCCGGUGGAGAAGGCCAAAAAGUAGACAAGAGCUAUGAUAUGCUUUCCUGUAUGUGGGAAAUGGGCUAGCCCGAUAGAAUGGUUGCAGCCAUUCUUGGAUCUGGUGCAAAGAAUCUUGCUAGGAAGAAAGUGAGCCCUGCUCUAGCUAUCCAGACGGGAAAAAAAUACCCUCCCAAACUUUGCGAAACCACACAUAGAUGCGUGUAGAAACCCCGGUCUAUUCCAUCCGUUCCUCUAUACUCGUAAUAAAAAUAAAAAAUACGCGUCAUAUCCAGU
Messenger RNA from Spizellomyces punctatus DAOM BR117, 523 nucleotides. RefSeq lists its product as uncharacterized. The transcript is spliced from 2 exons. Lineage: Eukaryota; Fungi; Chytridiomycota; Chytridiomycetes; Spizellomycetales; Spizellomycetaceae. Bases 30 to 272 code for a protein of 80 amino acids. The record is from RefSeq and is a predicted model, not a curated record.